AUGUGUCUGGCAGCCCACUGGUGUGCUGCUUCUGUGCAGGUAUUCCUCAUUGCUUCGGACGGUCUACCGGGCCCCUCAGCGGCAAGCUCCAAAUCGGCUGUUGAUUUGGCAGUGUCUAGCCUGGUUAACGGGAGCUGUUGCCUCUGCUUGAGAAACGUCUCUCUUGAUGCAUUCCUGCAUCUCCCACUGCAGCAGCUGCUGCUGAGGCGCUGGAAUGGGUCUCUUCUUACCUGGCGGGGACCUGGGGGUUCAGCGCCAUGUUGUGGAACAGCAACUAUAGAAAACCCGGGGGCGCCCUGCCCAGUGAUAGGAGACACUGGAGGUGAUAGGAAUACGGCUUCUCUGCAAAAUGACGGAGUCAUGAUUCUGAAGUUGGAUCGCUUCACGGCGCAGGUGUUGGGACUUGACACAUGGAUACGAUUGCCUCAUUUUAUGCGGAAAUCCCUUCCCCCUGGAACCCGCUACCUUAAAAUUGAUGUGCAGCAUCCGGCAGUCGUGCGCCACCAGAAGAUGGUUACCCAGAAUAGGCUAAAACGGCAAAUGCAAGGGGUGCAAAUAGAACAGGGGAGCUCGAUUGCAGGGCCGCCUUCUCGACUCUUCGAGCAGCUUCAGCGAAGUCUACGAUCACUCGAACCUGUUGACCUCCUCUCCAGUACAGCGCCACCUGAAGGAGAUUGCGGGGGAGUAGAUGCAAGGCGUGAGCUCGCAGAAGAAGUGCAGCUUCUACUGCGCGCUAGUGGAAGUCCCACAGCUACCUGCAAUAUCGUGCAGUUCCAGUGCCGUGUGUCGGAAUAUAGGGGGGGUAUACUUGACAUGACGGCGGAGGCCUCACUGGCAGUCAGCACGGCGAGCUCUUCACAAACGCACCAUGCGGAUCAUAUACUGAUGACUCCAGACCUUCCUGAUUCCCAGACUCCUUAUCGCCUCGUGUUACCGAACCCAGAUAGCAACAUGGCUUCACGGAGUCAUAGUUGCAGUGAGCUAGGCGAGUCCGCCAACACGCGGCAGAGUCCACCUAUCCGCCCAGAUUAUCUAGGAGCGCUUCAGCUAUUGCAUGAAAGGCAGAGGCAAUGGCGGGAGAAUAAAUUGCAACAGCGGAGUAAGGAUACCCAGCCCGCACCGGAAAACGCAAGCCACACUGAGGAGGCGUUGCAGAUGGCCGCCCCUCCCCCAUUCAGGAAGCAGCCACCAGCAGAGGCCUUAUUCUCCAGAAUCACCGAAUACCUCGGUUGCCUUGGUUUGGACAUUCCUGUGAGCAAAGAGGACUGUGAUUGGUUUCGGGAGGCCGACCGCAUGAAAGACCCGCAAUCGAUUCCUGUUGCUAGUGUGUCCGGGGGGCUUCUUCACUCUACUGCUGUAGUAGCGGCUGCUGAGUCCCUAUGCACCUGGCUACAAUCACAAGGGUCAGGAGCGUGGGCAGCUAUAUCUGUUGUAGGGGUUGCGGAGACAGCAGUAGCGUACACAGGACAGCCCCAUGGUAGUGACGCCAGUGGCGAGUCAACGCUACAUAUGAUUCUUAGUGCCGAAGCUCCAGCGAAAGUCCGUGGGAUGCUGCUGCAAACAGUUGCUGCCAGCGACGCGACUACCACUAUGCCUUGA
Eimeria maxima is the source of this 1599-nucleotide messenger RNA. RefSeq lists its product as hypothetical. Gene Ontology annotation, biological process: tRNA 5'-leader removal. Lineage: Eukaryota; Apicomplexa; Conoidasida; Eucoccidiorida; Eimeriidae. The record is from RefSeq and is a predicted model, not a curated record. Gene Ontology annotation, cellular component: ribonuclease P complex. Bases 1 to 1599 code for a protein of 532 amino acids. The transcript is spliced from 10 exons.